This is a messenger RNA of Athene cunicularia (burrowing owl), 672 nucleotides long. It is a transcript of the gene RMI2, whose product is annotated as RecQ mediated genome instability 2. NCBI's taxonomy places the organism in Eukaryota, Metazoa, Chordata, Aves, Strigiformes, Strigidae. The record is from RefSeq and is a predicted model, not a curated record. The transcript is spliced from 4 exons. The coding region runs from base 1 to 636 and encodes 211 amino acids. Gene Ontology annotation, biological process: DNA repair; regulation of sister chromatid segregation; negative regulation of double-strand break repair via homologous recombination. Gene Ontology annotation, cellular component: cytosol; nuclear speck.
AUGGUGGCGGAUUUGGUAUAUUCUGGAAACCUCCCAUCUGAAAAAAGGAGUCAGGGUUUUCACAAAGUGCACCCGAGGAGUGGAUACCCAAGGAGCUGGUGCCAGGAAGGAGCUCAGAUCGUUGCAGAGGCCAAAGGCAGCCGCGGGGUAGCUGCCACCGGGGGAUCCGACACUGAGGAGUGGGCUGAAAGGCGGGGGCAGGCUGGCAGUGCCCGAGGGUUACGAGAAAGCAGCUCUGGGGCGAUUCCAGGCAGGCAGAAAGGGAAGGUCCAGGAAGGAUCGAGGCCAGUGAGUAGGCAGCACCCAGGCUGUGAGGAGCGUUGCACCUACCAGCAUCCCUGCACGGUGACUCCUGCUGCGCAUGAACAGGACAGCCCCUGCCCACGGCGGCGAGGGAAAGUGUUGCACCCUCACUGGUCAUGGAGUUUGAACAAGCUCAUCUGUAAGCCAGCUUUACAGACUAUUUCCAGAGCAGCAAGCAGUACUGGGAAGUAUGUAAUGGUGAUGGGUGUGGUGCGGUCCUGCAGUCCUGAGCCUGUUCUUCGAGCGGUAAAGAUGACAGAUCUUUCUGAAAACCCCGUGCAUAAGAAUAUGUGGAGCCUUGAAGUGGAGGAUUUGCACAGAGUCAUCCCCUAGAUACUUUUUCUUCUGCCUAAAAUAACUGGAAAUGUA